Messenger RNA from Physella acuta, 1512 nucleotides. Its product is annotated as putative serine/threonine-protein kinase PRKY. The record is from RefSeq and is a predicted model, not a curated record. NCBI's taxonomy places the organism in Eukaryota, Metazoa, Mollusca, Gastropoda, Physidae. Gene Ontology annotation, biological process: protein phosphorylation. Gene Ontology annotation, molecular function: protein kinase activity; ATP binding.
CCUGUGACGUUUUACUCAAGUGUUGAGCAAUGGAGGCAGCAUGGUAAACAUUGAAGCUAGCAAGCAAUGGCCCGACGGUCAGUUAUCGACUGCUGCACCAAGGGGACCUCUGACGACGCCCCCUCUACCAGCCGGGUGGUCAACAUAACCGAGCCCUUCACCCAAACACAGAUGGGGGUACACGAGAAAAUCGACGCUGAGUACCACAAGUUCAUGGUGAGCGAGAACAUGGUUGCCUUCCAGAGCGCCGCCCUGGACUUCCAGAACUACUUCCUGGCUGACGUCUUGCUCGACCUGAGGGUACCGAGAUUCUCCAAGCUCAAGGACUAUCACGUGAUUGAGAAGUUGUACUAUGAAAGGACCGGCACCUUCCAGCCAUCUUCAUGGAAACAUUACGACCCAGACAACUUUGAGACGGUGGCCGCAGGGUUUGCCCGGGCGACCACGGGUAAGAUUGACCUUGUGAUCCACAAAGAGUCCAGGUACUUGGGUGUCCACAAGAAGAUGAACUCCCACCAUGAGACUGACUCGAUGACGGAGUUCAAUAUCCUCAACAUCUGUAGGGACUCUCCCUUCAUCAUUAAAGUCAUUGACGGCUUUCAAAAUGAUGAGUUCUCAGUGAUCAUGACAGAGUACGCUCCGUUCCUAACCCUCGACCACCUGACACAGAGGAUGAAAGGGAUCGCCUACAACGACGCUAGACUGUACGGCUUGGAAUUGUUGAUGGCACUGGAGUAUCUUCAUGACAGGAACAUUAUUCACAGAGACAUCAAACCUGAGAAUGUCUACAUCCUACUCUCUGGGCACAUCGCACUGGGAGACUUGGGCUCAGCCCUCCAACUCCAGGACGAGGAGACUGCACAUGGUUUGUGCGCGACAUACGUCACCAGACCACCUGAAGUUUGGAAAGGUCUUCGCUACGGGUCGGCUGUUGAUAUGUGGUGCUUUGGGAUCACUCUGUACAACAUCAUAUCCAACACGUGGCCCUUUCUCUCCCCUGUGAAAAAGAAGCAAAUGGAGAAAGUCAAUAAAGAUUCACCACGGUUCGAUUAUAAGUUCAAUGACGAAUCGAUCAGACUGAUUGAAUGGCUACUCCAAAAAGACCCCAGCAAAAGGCCGACGUGCAAGGAGAUCAUGUUACACAGCUACUUCUUCUCUCUGGUGGAGCCCUACAAACCACCCUACUCCACUGAAGCUCUCAUGGAAGCUUACAGUAAUGUCAGUGAAUAUGAGAUCAUCAAAGAGCUGCUGGUCUGUGAUGGCAUCAAACAGAGCCUCUCCACAGAGCUUGAGUAGACAGUGGCUACACCAGUUUUUGUGUACAAGGCUACAGGCUACACCAGUUCUUGUGUACAAGGCUACACCAGUUCUUGUGUACAAGGCUACAGGCUACAUCAGUUCUUGUGUACAAGGCUACAGGCUACAUCAGUUCUUGUUAUGUUUUCUCCACAAAUAACAAGCCAAUGUUGUUGUUGCCAUUUUUGUUGGUUGAAAUAAAAGUUUUAAAUUGUU